Molecule: messenger RNA, 2427 nt
Organism: Limulus polyphemus (Atlantic horseshoe crab)
Lineage: Eukaryota; Metazoa; Arthropoda; Merostomata; Xiphosura; Limulidae
Product: hillarin-like
Exons: 7
Coding region: 1-2427 (808 amino acids)
Source: RefSeq, a predicted model, not a curated record
AUGGCCAACAGAUAUUCUGCUUCCACAGGAAGUGCGGAGAGCCUGUGUCUCCGGUGUAACUCGACUGUGUAUCAAGUGGACAAGAUUGGACCACUUAAAGACCUUACUUUCUUCCAUCAGAACUGUUUCAAGUGUUCCGCGUGUGGGACAAAGUUGUCGUUGAGGACCUAUUACAACAACCAACAGGACAAGGAUGAUAAAGAAGUAUAUUGUCAGAGCCACGUACCGAGAACAGGGCCGGGACAUCUGGAUGGAAUGUCGGUGGGAAUUAAAAGUGCCUUAAAAGCCCCUAAACAAAAGUACAUUAUCAAUGACCAGAUCAGGGGCUUUGGUAAAGGGACUUUUGAUGCUGAAGCUGUUGGCAUAAAAACUGCUCUAUCUUCACCCCGAGUUUGUGAAGUUGACGGUCGCCAUAGAGACCAUUCUGCCGGCACGUUUGACGCCAACGCUCUGCACAUAGCUCACGGAAUUAAUGCUACCAAAGUACAGAAGAAAUAUGGGUUACAACAGUUCGAGUGUAGACUGGAUGAGUAUUUGGAUGUGGACACACAAAAAGAUUUGGAAAUGAGACAUAGGAUCGAAGAAGACGCCCUCUAUCGACAGUUUGCAAAGAAAAGAGCAGAAGAAGAGAAACGUAUCAAUCAUUCAAUUCAGGAAGAAUGGGAGAAGGAGUUGGAAAGACUGACAAAAAGGUUCCAGGUGGAUCUGAAAACUGAGAAAAAGAAGAUAUUAUCUGACGAAGAAAAAACUUUCCCAAUGAAGCAGCAGAAAGAAACACGAGAUUUGGAAAAGAAUAUGACCAUUAAGUUGGGCAAGAAGAAAGAGUUGUUGACCAGAAAACUUCUAGAACAAGAGCGUACGGCCACUGCAGAUCUAAUCGAUAAACACAGCAAAGAAAUGAUGAAUCUGAUCAACCAAAAACGAAACGAGUUGAAGAAGAAAGAGAGCAUAUAUUCUGAUACACAAUGCUAUGUCACAGAGGAGCUUAUUCCUUACCCCACACAUUCACCUCCACCAAGCCCCCCUAAACUGUCCAAAAGGGAUAUUUACAGCGACCCAGAAGUAUUCGCAGAACUGGACCAAGUCGCUAUACACGUAGCACAAAAGGAUCAAGUGACCUUCACAGAUUUGGUGAGACCACUGAUUGCCCGCUGCGUGACUGACGUAGAAAAAGCAAGAGCAAUAUUCCGUUGGAUUACUGUGAAAAAUUUAAACAAUAUGACCUUUGAUAAUGACAUUCAUGGUGACACGCCCAUGGCCCUCUUGCGGGGAAUCAAGAAUGGGAUGGAAAGUUAUCACGUGCUUUUUAAACGCCUUUGCAGUUACGCAGGCUUGCACUGUGUCGUAAUCAAAGGAUAUUCUAAAAGUGCUGGCUAUCAACCUGGAGUCUCAGUUGAAGAUAGUCGCUUUCGGAACUCAUGGAAUGCUGUUUACGUUGCUGGAGCUUGGCGUUUCGUGCAAUGUAACUGGGGCGCACGCCAUCUAGUGAAUGCUAAAGAAACUCCAAAGCCUGGUAGCAAAAACAAAGACGAUAGCUUACGUUACGAAUACGACGAUCAUUAUUUCCUCACGGAUGCUAAUGAAUUCAUCUAUGAAUUUUUUCCUCUUCAACCAGAGUGGCAACUUCUAAAGAGACCCGUUACCUUGCAAGAGUUUGAGGAAAAUCCUUUUGUACGAUCUUUAUUUUUUCGAUACGGUCUGUACCUGCCAGACGAGGAGACGAAAGCGACAAUGCGCACCGACGAUAGUGGCGCAGUGAUCGUGCGGAUUGGAAUGGCGUCCCAAAUGUCUUCGAACUUAAUAUUUCAUUACAGUCUAAAGUUUUUUGGCACUAAUAUUAAUACUUACAACGAUAUAAACCUCAAGAGAUUUGUUAUGCAGUCCGUCGUGGACAACAUUGUAUCAUUUCGCGUGCACGCUCCAUGCAGAAGUAUCCUAUUGUUGGACAUAUUUGCUAACGCUAUUACUCCACAAGAGUAUUUGACGGGAGAACCAAUGAAAUUCAAGAGUGUAUGUAAGUUUAAAAUAUCGUGUGAAAACGUUCAGACGGUGAUGGUUCCCUUGCCAGAUUGUGCCAGUGGGGAAUGGGGACCCACGAAGGCAAUGAGGUUGUUUGGUCUCAUCCCGCUAACGCAUGAAGAGGCCAUAAUCUUUUCGUUCCAUAAUUUGGAAAUAAAGUUUCGGAUGUCGCGCCCUCUAACGGACUUCAUAGCAACUCUGCAUAAGAAUGGAGUAGAAGAAGAGGCACUUUCUAAAUACGUUUCUCAUAAGGUAGAUAACGAAACAGUCACAUUCUUUUUAACCUUUCCUGAGGAAGGUCAGUAUGGAAUUGAUAUCUACACGCGGGAGAAGACCACGAGCUUGCAAAGUUCAGAUAAUCAGCUGCUGACUCACUGCUGUAAAUACAUGAUAAACAAUAGGCGUUAA